UUCCAGAGUCAUCAGCAGAAGUCUUCCGAGGAAUUUGCGAGCGCGUACUCGCAUCAUAAGUACCAUUUCCCUGGCCUCGUCUCUGCAUUCUCUGAUGCUGGUUCCUGUGCUACGUUGGCAAACCAAGAACGGCAGACAACUCAUCGGAAUAGUGUGAAAUCUUCCUCAGGAAUUUCAAUUUUGUGUCCCAAGGCUGACAUAUAAUACCAGAGAGAAUGUCGUCGUGGAAGUUGUACCUAUUCCUGUUAGUUGUGGCCGUGGGAUCAGUGGUCAGCCAAAAUGAUCCAGACGCAGAAGACCCUACCGAUGCAGAUUCCGGACCACCAACACCAGCAGAUAGGCCUUGCGACGGCUGCAAGGACGGCGAUAACUGCUGGUAUGAAGGGGACUCGUUCCUCAAGAAUGAGGAGGAACACGAAUGCAUAGAUGGCAAAAUUGAGAAGAGGGUUGACCCCAAAGCCGGAAUGUGUUUGGCGCACAGUGCUGUUGGCCAGGACAAGUGGCUGAAACCGGAUGAGGAAUACGAACUGCGAUGCAACACAUGGAAGUGCAGCGGGCAAUUCAAGAUCAUGGAGUUCGUCAAAGCAGCUUGCCGUGACGACAUGGACAAAUGCUUCGACGACGGUGAAACCCUGGUGAAGAACGGGAACACCGUGAUCUGCAGAAUUUACGGCAGCGGUCAUGUGUACGAGUUCCCACCCCCUGCGGCAGAGCCAACAGAGGGAGCAUCUGAUGCUGGGAUGUAGAACGGGUUCGGCGCACGAUGAAUGGAAACACAGGAAAACGCAUUAGACAAGGAUACUCACUAUUUUCUCAAUUUAUUAUCGAAUAGAUAAACCAUAGUCACUGACAUUACUUAUCUAAGAAUUUUGGAAUUUAAGAAAUUCCCCCAAAAACCCUUCUCUUUUUUUAAGAAGGUAGCCUAAAUUUUCCUGUACUCAGAUAUAAAUUUUAUCAAAUCACUGUACAUGAAGAUAUCACCAAGACUAACAAAAUGAUGUCAAGAUUAGCCCUGAGCUCAUUAAGAUGAAGGAAAUACAGGGCAUUCCAUUUUAGUACAAAAUCCUCCAUCAAAUUUGCCAUUAAGGAAAAAAAUCCUCUCUCUCGAAAAAUUGCAGUACCUGCUAUACACACUCGGAAGUGUAAGGCCAAUACUAUUCGAAUAUCUGCUUAGCCGGUGUCAAACAGUCUAAAUAUUUCGUAGGUCGGAUGCCUUAUUUCCUCAAACAACGCCAAGACAUACAUGCAUACAUACAUACAAAGAUCAGUUAUUUUGCAACGUUUGCUGAUAUGAAAUGACUCGGAAGAAAUAGAAACGUUUGUACAUGACUGUAUCAGCAAGUAUGCGGUGAUUAUCAGAAUGUAGAAAAUCCAGCAAACACUUCUAGUGAAUAAAAUUGUCUUAAUCGA
Lineus longissimus is the source of this 1410-nucleotide messenger RNA. RefSeq lists its product as uncharacterized. Bases 216 to 746 code for a protein of 176 amino acids. Lineage: Eukaryota; Metazoa; Nemertea; Pilidiophora; Heteronemertea; Lineidae. The transcript is spliced from 6 exons. The record is from RefSeq and is a predicted model, not a curated record.